Amphiprion ocellaris (clown anemonefish) is the source of this 2595-nucleotide messenger RNA. RefSeq names its product vitamin D3 receptor A. Gene Ontology annotation, molecular function: nuclear receptor activity; zinc ion binding; vitamin D response element binding. The transcript is spliced from 10 exons. The record is from RefSeq and is a predicted model, not a curated record. Bases 272 to 1534 code for a protein of 420 amino acids. Gene Ontology annotation, cellular component: nucleus. Gene Ontology annotation, biological process: positive regulation of transcription by RNA polymerase II; negative regulation of transcription by RNA polymerase II; cell differentiation. Lineage: Eukaryota; Metazoa; Chordata; Actinopteri; Pomacentridae.
UGCUAAACCGCGGGGGCGGGACCACGGAGAAGUGCUGUCCAUCUAUGUUGAUAGAGAUCUAAGAAACUGGACUAACCGAGCCUGCGGUGCUCCUCGCAUGGAAUAAUUUUUGUUUUAUACGGAGGAAAAACUUUUUCGGCGUGGAGGAAAUUGUUUUUCAAAAAAAAGCCGCCUUCAGCUCCACUGGUUCGGGAAAAUUGUCGACCUGGCUCCGACAUCUGGGCCCCCCUCUGCUACUGCACACAGCGAAGGUUGAUAUGCCACAUCAGUGAUGGAGCCCAUGACGGUGACAACGUCAGUGGUCGGACCAGAUGAGUUCGACCGCAAUGCCCCGCGGAUUUGUGGCGUGUGUGGGGACAAGGCCACUGGCUUCCACUUCAACGCCAUGACAUGUGAGGGCUGCAAGGGUUUCUUCAGACGCAGUAUGAAACGUAAAGCUUCAUUCACCUGCCCAUUCAACGGAAGCUGCACCAUCACCAAGGAUAACCGGCGCCACUGCCAGGCCUGUCGUCUCAAACGCUGCAUUGACAUCGGCAUGAUGAAAGAGUUCAUACUGACAGAUGAGGAGGUCCAAAGGAAAAAAGACAUGAUAUUGAAGAGGAAGGAGGAGGAGGCGGCCCGGGAGGCGAUGAGGCCACGACUGAAUGAGGAGCAGGCUCGAAUGAUCUCCAGCCUGGUGGAAGCUCACCACAAGACCUAUGAUGCCUCCUAUGCUGACUUCUCUCGCUUUAGGCCUCCAGUCCGUGAAGGCCCAGUAACACGCAGUGCCAGCAGAGCUGCCUCUCUUCACUCUCUGUCUGAUGCCUCCUCUGACUCAUUCAACCACUCACCUGAGUCAGUGGACACAAAAAUGAACUUCAGCAGCCUGUUAAUGAUGUACCAGGAUGGUGCUAGUAGUCCAGACUCCAGCGAGGAGGACACAAAGCUUUCCAUGCUGCCCCACCUGGCUGACCUGGUCUCCUACAGCAUCCAGAAGGUCAUUGGGUUCGCCAAGAUGAUCCCCGGCUUCAGAGACCUGACAGCAGAGGACCAGAUUGCUCUGUUGAAGUCGAGUGCUAUUGAGAUCAUCAUGCUGCGGUCAAACCAGUCGUUCAGUCUAGAGGACAUGUCCUGGAGCUGUGGAGGGCCUGACUUUAAAUACUGCAUCAACGAUGUUACGAAGGCGGGUCACACUCUGGAGCUGUUGGAGCCGCUGGUGAAGUUCCAAGUUGGUCUGAAGAAACUGAACUUACACGAGGAAGAACACGUGCUGCUCAUGGCCAUCUGCCUGCUCUCCCCAGAUCGUCCUGGUGUCCAAGACCAUGCCCGCAUUGAGCAGCUCCAAGACCGUCUGUCCGAGGCACUGCAGGCCUACAUCCGGGUGAACCACCCAGGCGGACGCCUCCUCUACGCCAAGAUGAUCCAGAAGCUGGCCGAUCUGCGCAGCCUGAACGAGGAGCACUCCAAGCAGUACCGCUCACUCUCCUUUCAGCCCGAGCACAGCAUGCAGCUCACCCCCUUGGUGCUGGAAGUAUUUGGUAGUGAGGUGUCAUAGCAGAGAAGGAGGCACAUGUGCAUACAUACACACACCCAUCACACACUGGAUGAUUAACCAACUUUUCCCGCCUCUUCGUCAAGAAAACAGCAGCCCUGACUAAACCGUGGACAUAUGGGAGAAAGAUGGAUAAUCAGAUAGAUAGAUAGUAACCUUCACCUCUUCAUCACCAGUCCAUACUCCUCAUUCUCCUCUUCCUCCUGACCUCAAGAAGCAAGAUAUAGAUGAAUGAACAUCUGUAUGACAAAUUUAAUACACCCAAAUAUGGGGUUGAUUUCUUCAGCACUUGGAUAACCAGAUUAUAUUUUAACCUCUGGAUUCCCAAACACACAUUACAGUUCAUUACAUCAUGCAGAUAUCUAAACCAAUCGACAUCCCGAUCCUCACAACCUCCACAAGCUCCAAAAAACACUUUUUCCAUCACCACCUUUCCCUGGAAACUGCUAGAUUCCUGCCAUUUUAUUGCAGUGGAGAGAGCCUGAUGGAUGUGACCAUCACGUCCCUUUUACCAUCAACCUCGUAAAAUUUCUCCUUGCCACAACAUUGUGAUCACAGACAGGAAAAGGUGCACAGAUUUACAUCUGUUACCCACGCUGGGUAAAAGGCUAUGGUUAUAUAAUUAUAAACUAUCAUUGGUUUACAGUGCAUAAGCAACGACAUCCAAAUAUAUUCAACAUCAGAAGCCAUGUGCAAGCUUACAGUAAUUUAAUAAAAAUGUUUAGUUUAUUGGUUUAAAAAUAUUUGGCUAAGAUGGGAGUUGAGCAGAUGGGCUUUCCUGCUAAGCCCUUUGUAUCUGUGUUUCUGCAAGAAGAGGUCUCAGAUAGUCUAAUGAAGUAAAGAAAGAUGUUGGAGUGGGAAUGUUUCAGUACAGGAAUGGUGGGAAGAAAGGUGAGAUUUGGAGGAUUGGGGAAAUAAGGGUUGGAUAGAUGGAGGGAGUUGCUACAGUUGGAAUUCCCUGUUCACAAGACAAAAGGGAAUUUCACAAAACACGAAUGUAUGUAUAAUGCUAUAUAAAUAUAAUUGAUACGUAUAAGCUGAUAUAUAUAUAUAUAUAUAUAUAU